This is a messenger RNA of Cladocopium goreaui, 1530 nucleotides long. NCBI's taxonomy places the organism in Eukaryota, Dinophyceae, Suessiales, Symbiodiniaceae. The record is from the annotation of a GenBank genome assembly.
CCCAUAGCCAUCAUACCCUCCAUGCGACAGCCAUGUGCCACAGCCUCCGGUUCCUCCGGCUGGCGCUGCUACUUGGUGUCGCGGUGGAAGCUGAGAACGAACUUGGUAGAGCGGUCUUCCUGAGACCCACGCGGACCAUCCCGCGUGAAGAGUUGUUGAAAGAGAGCGGCUGCACCUUGGAAUUCCGGGAAGUGGAAUAUGAGUGGACCAUGGAAUUCAUUGAUGUCGGACCCAUCCCACAGUUGGCGCAGUUCCGUGUGGACUGCCGCGCGCCCCUGGAAGAGCUGAGGGCGCUGGAGGUCUGGGAUAAGCAUCAGAACUGCGGUCGGGUGGGCUACACGAAAUAUCUGAGCCAGGAAAAGGAAGGCAACAAGAGCCAGGGCAACCAAAGUCGAGGCAAAGAAGCCCACACGGUUAGGAAGUCUGCCAACGGUCCCGACAUCGUCGUGCUCCGCCGCGGCGAUGUCAUCGACUUUCACUGCGUCCUGUCGCCUAUGCGCAUGGAUGACGUGGUCGUGGAACAUCUUGAUGAUGACGCGGAGUUCUCCAUGCAGUGGAUGGCAACCAUUGCCUUGAACGUGCAGCUCGCGAAGACGGACAUUUCUGUGGUGGGAGUGGAGAUGUUUAAGGUCUCCCUACCACUGGUGGCCACGGCUGAAAAGAUCAAGGAACAGCUGGAUCUGGUGCUGCUUCGAGAGUCAUGCAGAGAUGCCAUGAAAGCGGCCUACGACUGGAAACUCAUGGUGACGAAAUCGCAGGCCAAUCGACACAGGGUGAAGUUCAGUAGCCCGCAGCUUGCAACGAAUUUUACUCGGCUGGGAGACUUCGAUGAUCCCAACCUGACGCUGAAAGAAAUGGGCGUGGCAUCCUUUGCCAACGGCCUUCAGCUCUCGGCCAAGGCCACCCAUGCCAGGUGCGAGAACAUCCCUGAACGGAACCUCCUGGACUUGUUGCGGGUCUCGCCAGUGGAAUGGGCCGACCAAGGGCCGUUGGAUUUCCACGCCGUGGCCUUUGACCUCCUGGCAGACGUGGCCACGCUGCCACCCAGCACCAAGUCCCUGCAGGUUACCCUCGAAGCGCGGCUCUGGGGCCUCACCAGCGCGCCCAGCAGCGGGCUGCUGGAGCUCCCCGUGGUGAACCCAGGAACCAGCCGCUUCCUGAGCUCUCCAAGGGUCUUCUGGAUCCAGGUGAUCACCGUGCUGUGCUUCCUACUUCUUGGCCUGGCGUAUUUCUGGAAGAACCGGCAACUCCGGCCGCGAUCAGCGGCGCGGCAGUCAGUCCGGGCGCGGCCCACGGUGCCCACGGUGCCCACGGUGGCCCCGCGGCCGUUGCGGCCGCAGGAAGUCGAACUGCAGAGUGCCGUUGCACGGCCCGAAAAGGUGUGAAAAAUUCAGAGAAAAUCGGCGGAUUUGGGAUGUUGACCCUGAAGCGACAAAGAUAUGGAGAUUUCACCAAGAGAACCGCACUUGAAUAGCAUGAUGGUGGUUGAUCUGAUGGGCAACCGGGGCAGUCAAAAUAGGUGAUAUGAAG